Messenger RNA from Choloepus didactylus (southern two-toed sloth), 853 nucleotides. RefSeq names its product WASH complex subunit 3 (gene WASHC3). Gene Ontology annotation, biological process: actin filament polymerization; exocytosis. Lineage: Eukaryota; Metazoa; Chordata; Mammalia; Pilosa; Megalonychidae. Gene Ontology annotation, cellular component: WASH complex. The transcript has 7 exons. The record is from RefSeq and is a predicted model, not a curated record. Bases 107 to 691 code for a protein of 194 amino acids.
GGAAGCGACUAUUGGGGAAAGUGGUUGGAUAUGAAUACCGGGUGGGGCGGGCAACCAUCUGGGAGAGAUUUGUGAGGGAGUCCUGGGUCCCCGACCCGCUGAGGAGAUGGAUGAGGACGGGCUUCCUCUCAUGGGGUCGGGCAUAGACCUGACCAAGGUGCCAGCUAUUCAGCAGAAAAGAACGGUGGCAUUUCUAAACCAAUUUGUGGUGCACACAGUACAGUUCCUCAAUCUCUUUUCUACAGUUUGUGAGGAGAAACUGGCAGACCUUUCUCUCCGUAUCCAACAAAUUGAAACAACUCUCAAUAUUUUAGAUGCAAAGUUGUCAUCAAUCCCGGGCCUAGAUGAUGUCACAUUUGAAGUAUCUCCUAUAAGUGUCACUAGUGUCACAAAUGGGCCACAUUCUGAAGCCACUUCAGAACAAUCACAGCAGAACAGUAUACAAGACCCUGGACCACAGGAAAGUGAAGUAACAGCAGGAAAUAUCUUAACUGUAGCCAAGGAUCCAAGAUAUGCCAGAUAUCUCAAAAUGGUUCAAGUGGGUGUUCCAGUGAUGGCAAUAAAAAACAAAAUGAUAUCUGAAGGACUAGACCCAGAUCUUCUUGAGAGGCCAGAUGCUCCAGUGCCUGAUGGCGAAGGUGAAAAAAAUGCAGCAGAAAGUUCAGAUAGUGAAUCUUCUUUUAGUGACUAAACUUAAUUUAGAAAAGAAUUACAUAUACAUCUAUAGGUGUACAUGUACAUUCUAUAAGAGAAGGAACGUGAACUUGAACUCUUAGUCACAAAAACAUCUAAUGGCCAUAUAUCCACCACAAAGCUUCCUCUGUGUUAUAAAUAAAGCAUUUAUAAACUUGAA